Messenger RNA from Triticum urartu, 1951 nucleotides. Its product is annotated as AAA-ATPase At4g25835. The record is from RefSeq and is a predicted model, not a curated record. Gene Ontology annotation, molecular function: ATP binding; ATP hydrolysis activity. Lineage: Eukaryota; Viridiplantae; Streptophyta; Magnoliopsida; Poales; Poaceae.
CCCCCGACCCUUCGAAGGAAAACUUGUCCAAGCCCAACCUCGCCGUUUCAGUCGGUUCCCAUCCCCCCUCGCGUGAGUUUCUUCUUCCUCCAAGUCCAGGCCGGGUGGGAGAGAGGCGGGGCGACCGACGAUGAAGGAGUACUGGACGAUGCUGGCGUCCCUCAUGGGCGCGCUGGCGUUCCUGCAAGGGGUGCUGCACGCCGUGUUCCCGGCGGAGCUGCGGGCGGCGCUGGCGCGGCUGCUCGGGCGCCUCACCCGCGCCUUCUCGCCCUACUGCUACUUCGACGUCACGGAGACGGACGGGAUGAGCAACAACGAGAUCUACGACGCCGUGCAGCUCUACCUCAGCAGCACGGCCGCGCCGGCGUCGGGGGCCCGGCUCAGCCUCACGCGCCCGCACAACGCCACCUCCUUCACCUUCGGGCUCGCCGCCAGCGACCGCGUCGUCGACGCCUUCCGCGGCGCGGCCGUCACGUGGGAGCACGUGGUGGCGCCGCGCCAGUCCCCCGGCUUCUCCUGGCGCCCGCUCCCCGAGGAGAAGCGCCGGUUCACGCUCCGGAUCCGCCGCGGCGACCGGGAGAAGCUGCUGCCGGCCUACCUCGACCACAUCCUCGCCACGGCGCAGGAGAUCCGCCGCCGGAGCCAGGACCGGCUGCUCUACACCAACGCGCGCGGCGGGGCCAUGGACUCGCGCGGCCUCCCCUGGGACCCCGUCCCCUUCAAGCACCCCAGCACGUUCGACACCCUCGCCAUGGACCCCGACCGCAAGGCGUCCAUCAUGGCCGACCUCCGCGACUUCGCCGCCGGCAGCUCGUUCUACGAGCGCACGGGCCGCGCCUGGAAGCGCGGGUACCUCCUGUACGGCCCGCCGGGGACCGGCAAGUCCAGCAUGAUCGCGGCCAUGGCCAACUUCCUCGGGUACGACGUGUACGACCUCGAGCUCACCGAGGUGAGCAGCAACGCCGAGCUGCGGAAGCUGCUGAUGAAGACCACGUCCAAGUCCAUCAUCGUGAUCGAGGACAUCGACUGCUCCGUCGACCUCACCAACCGGGCGGCCCUGCCCCCGGCGCCGAAGCCGCGGUCAACCCUGGACGGCGCGAUCGACCAGGAAGCGGGGGCGGCGUCGGGGCGGUCGAUCACGCUCUCCGGCCUGCUCAACUUCACCGACGGGCUGUGGUCGUGCUGCGGGUCGGAGCGCAUCUUCGUCUUCACCACGAACCACAUCGAGAAGCUGGACCCGGCACUGCUCCGGUCCGGCCGGAUGGACAUGCACGUCUUCAUGAGCUACUGCACGUUCCCGGCGCUCAAGAUCCUCCUCAAGAACUACCUCUGUCUCGAAUCCGGCGCGGACGACGGCGCCGAGGUGAUGCGGGGGCUGGAGGAAUGGAUCGAGGCGGCGGAGAUCACGCCGGCGGACGUGAGCGAGGUGCUGAUCAAGAACCGGAGGAACGGGAAGGAGAGGGCGAUGGAGGAGCUGCUGGAGGCCCUGAAAGCGCGCGCCGAGAAGCGGUGUCUCGACGGCGGCAAGUCGGCGGCAGCGGCGGCGGCGAAGGACAACGACGAAGAGGAGGAGGAGGAGAAGAGGGCCCUGGAGAGCCCCAAGGAAGGGAAAGGGCCGGCCGGCAAGGACAGCUGCGACGACGGACAGGACGAGGAGACGGAUGCCAAGAAACAGCUGUGAGACUGAGCAAGCCAAGCGCCGCGCUGAGGGGGACAGGAAGAGGGAAAGCGAACGGUUCAAAAUUUCCCUGUUUGGUCACGCCAUAUUCAGAUAUUCUCCCCCCUUUUCACUGGAGAACGCAAUGCGAUGCAAGAGAAAAAUAGCCUUUCCUCUUCCGUUAUUCGAUGUUUGCAGUAGCAAGUAGUGGCACUCCUAGAUGUAUUCUCUUGAGUUGGUUUUCUUUUCUCUAUCCUCUACUAUGGUAAGAAGAAAGAGAUGUUUGAAGACUCA